This is a messenger RNA of Lactuca saligna, 624 nucleotides long. The record is from the annotation of a GenBank genome assembly. NCBI's taxonomy places the organism in Eukaryota, Viridiplantae, Streptophyta, Magnoliopsida, Asterales, Asteraceae.
AUGUGCGCAGGUGGUCGAAUGUCAUAUCCAUUUGAUGACAAAAAGAUUUUGGAGCGAGUCCCGGUUGGUCUACCAUUUUCGUUAAGUGAUUUAAAGAAAGCGAUCCCUGCCCAUUGCUUCAAACGAUCUGUCAUACGUUCAUCUUACUAUGUUGUUCACGACCUCAUUGUUGCCUACGUUUUCUACUUCCUUGCAAAUACAUAUAUUUCUUUUCUUUCUACUCCUCUAGCUUACUUAGCUUGGCCAGUUUACUGGUUCUGUCAAGCUAGCAUCCUCACUGGAUUAUGGGUCAUCGGUCAUGAAUGCGGUCACCAUGCCUUUAGCGAAUACCAAUGGAUUGAUGACACUAUCGGCUUUAUCCUCCACUCAACUCUCAUGACACCCUAUUUUUCAUGGAAAUAUAGCCAUCGAAAUCACCAUGCCAACACAAAUUCACUUGAUAAUGAUAAAGUUUACAUUCCUAAACGGAAGUCGAAAGUCAGGUGGUUUGCCAACCACUUUGAUCCCAUGAAUCCAAUUUUCACCGAGCAUGAGCGAAUUCAGGUUCUGCUAUCAGAUAUUGGCCUUCUUGCCGUCUUUUAUGCAAUCAAGCUUGCUGUAACAUAUAUGGAGUUCCGGUGCUAG